Messenger RNA from Lottia gigantea (owl limpet), 1238 nucleotides. RefSeq lists its product as hypothetical. Bases 41 to 1153 code for a protein of 370 amino acids. The record is from RefSeq and is a predicted model, not a curated record. Lineage: Eukaryota; Metazoa; Mollusca; Gastropoda; Lottiidae. Gene Ontology annotation, molecular function: neurotransmitter receptor activity; transmembrane signaling receptor activity; extracellular ligand-gated monoatomic ion channel activity. Gene Ontology annotation, biological process: signal transduction; chemical synaptic transmission; monoatomic ion transmembrane transport. The transcript is spliced from 8 exons. Gene Ontology annotation, cellular component: synapse; neuron projection; membrane.
CUCUGUGAAAUACUUUGGAUUUUCACAAUACCUCUGGAAAAUGACGGAAAAAGAAAAAACCGUUACAACUGUCAUUAAAAAGAAUUUGCCGAAGGUCUAUCUACAGACAGUGUUUCUGAAAAUUGAAAACAUUGACACACUUAAAGAACAAUUUACAGCAGAAGUAUUCGUCCGGGCAAGAUGGCGAGAAACCAAACUUGAUAACAGUACACCACAGUUUAUCAUUGGUAUAGACUGGGAUAAAUAUUGGGACCCCAGACUGCAAUUAGGUAAUUAUAAGGGUGAGCUUAAAGAAACAGUCUGGAGAGACGUACAGAUUGGUAUUGAUGGAGAAGCUUAUGUAUUAGAAAUGAGAAGAGCUACAGGGACGUUUUAUGAAAAUUUAGAACUGGAGGAAUUUCCUUUUGAUACCCAGCAUCUUUCGGUCUUAAUCACCAGUGAACACCCUGUUACAUCAGUAGAGCUUAUUGAAGAACAUGAAGAAGCCAGUAGUGUAUACACUCUCAACUUUGGUGAUAUACAAGAAUGGGAAAUGAGAGAUUUCGUUGAAUGUCGAUCUAAAAUAACACCAAUUGAAUACAGUGAGAACAGAUACAAAAGACCUGGCAUGUUCUUUACUUGCUGUGCCUUCAGGAAGCCUGGUUAUUUCAUCUGGAAUAUUUUAGUUGUCAUGUUUUUGAUCAGCUUUAUGUCUCUGGGAACAUUUUCUGUGGACAGAACCAGCCAUGAAACACGUCUGAGUCUCGGUUUUACUCUAAUCUUAACAACCGUAACUUUUAAACUGGUGGCUGCUAGAUCAUUACCUAUGAUUUCUUAUCUUACUCAUUUGGAUAUCUAUAUUUUGAUGAGUACAUUAUUUCUGUUUGUUGUUUGUGCUUGGCACGCCUUGAUACCAGCAUUUGGUAUGUGGCCACAAACUGCUGAGAUAUUGGACUAUAUAAUGUUAAUUGGUCUCUCGGUUAUUUUUAUACUGAUGCAGCUUAGUUUUGGUGUUGCCAUGGUUGUCAGGUCGUACAGAAACAGACAGGUGAUCAAAUCAAAAGAGUAUGACUAUCAGCAAAAGGUGAAAUGGACAUUGGGCGAUAGGCCGAGAACAAGCAGACGCCAUUUUGGACCCAGAUCAUCCAAACAGAAAAUUGGAAUAACAAAGUAAUAUUAUAUCUAUUUGUAAAACAAUAUUGUGUAUAUAUUUAUAUUUGACUUAUCACCCGUUAAAAUUAAACUUAUAUUAAAAUAUU